Messenger RNA from Ostrea edulis (European flat oyster), 1526 nucleotides. RefSeq lists its product as uncharacterized. The transcript has 10 exons. Lineage: Eukaryota; Metazoa; Mollusca; Bivalvia; Ostreida; Ostreidae. Bases 144 to 1160 code for a protein of 338 amino acids. Gene Ontology annotation, molecular function: zinc ion binding. The record is from RefSeq and is a predicted model, not a curated record.
CCAAUGGAGGACCGCGGGGGACAAAAUAAACCGGUCGAGGACGCCUCUGACGCCAGUUUUAUCCGGGACAUUAUGGGACAGCUGCACCAGGCACAGGGACAACCACGUCCAACGACGCAGCCCAUGCAAGCCUCUAAUGGUGUAUGCUUAAUGGCAUGGAAAAAGAUGAUAACUCAAAGAACAUUGCAAAAUUGGCCAAGUUGCAGAAACAAAUUAAAAGUGGCCAGGAAAAGUUAAAAACUUCAGUGAAGAAGUUGGCACCCCCGAAGAAAAAAGCAAAGAGAGAAUAUGCCCAUUUUCCAGCUAGGGAUAAUGAAGGCAGGCUCAUUCGACAUCCUGUCAGAAAGAGAAAAUUUGAAGACACUGACCAAAACAAAGAGGAGGGUAAUUUAAAUUUAAAUGUGGAACCUUCAGUUCAGCAAGAUGAUUUGAUGUCCACAAUUAAUGCCAACAUAUCAAAAUCCGUUGAUGAACUGAAAAUCAAGAUUGAACAGUUAAGGAAUGCAACAAAAUCUAACAACAGAACCAUUUGGGAAAAAAGAAAGCAACGGGAAACUGAAAACUGGGCAAAUUUACGACAGUGUUUGUUUGAAGCAGUAAUCAAAACUAAAUUUGCAAACCCUCCAAAUGUAUGCUCCAAAUGCCAAUACCAAACUGUGUGCUUAAUAAGGACUGCUAGCAUCUCUGACAUGUCACCAGCUGGAGAAAUUCAUCCUCCAUCAACAUCUACAAAGUCAACUCCGUCCUUGUCAGCUACCAUAACUUCAUCUGCUCAACUAACCUCGUCAUCAUCCAAAAUUCCAUCUUCCACCAGGUCUUCAUCACAAUCAUCCGUGCUCAUAUCAUCAAUUGUUGUUGGAGAUAGUUUACGUUUACUGCAAGACACUGACAACUCCUUUUCCUUCAAUAAUUCUGUACUUGAAAACAAGUGUGAAGGAUGUGUGAAGUGUCAAGGAUGUUCCAUUCUGGAAAAUAAAGUUGCCAAGUUGGAACAGUCCAGACAGUGGAGAGCAAUUUGUCUGCUCUAUGGGGAUGGACGUCACAGCUUGAAGAGAGGGUCAGAAGCCUUCCCCAGCAUCGGGAUAUCUGUGCCUCUCCCCAGCCUCUUCAAAGAGCUUCACAGUCAGUUUGUUCACCCCAACAUACAAAGGUUCCAUUAGCCAGCGUCGAUCCAUGUAACAUUGAGGUGAAUGUUGAAAGUCUUCCUGACUUCAAUUCUGAGAAGACAUACAAUGGAUAUACCAAGAUGCAGCUACUUUGCAAGAUUGCUGGCUUAGUGGAUCCAAGAUGUUAUUUCGUUGCCUGUACUCCAAAGACGAAAUCAAGGAAAGGUCCUUGACUGGAGUACAGGCAAACAAGACCUUUACAGCCCAGCCUUCCUUGGAGGAUCCAAGCAAAUUGGGAGUCAUUUAUGAAAUAAUGGCAGAGAAGUUCAAAAUACCAGAAGUCCUGGUUAGAGAUAGGAUUAGGGAACUCCUGAAACCCUCAAGAAAUCAAUAUUAAAAGGAAUAAAUUGAUUAACAUUC